Molecule: messenger RNA, 4057 nt
Organism: Rana temporaria (common frog)
Lineage: Eukaryota; Metazoa; Chordata; Amphibia; Anura; Ranidae
Product: zinc metalloproteinase-disintegrin-like VLAIP-B
Exons: 24
Coding region: 47-2629 (860 amino acids)
Biological process (GO): proteolysis
Cellular component (GO): plasma membrane
Molecular function (GO): metalloendopeptidase activity
Source: RefSeq, a predicted model, not a curated record
AACCUGUUUGCUCAUGUGAGUCUCUAUAAAGACAGACAGCCCCAGCAUGAUAUACAGAACUCAUUUCCUCUCUGCAAGGAGUGAACACAGGAACAUAACACAGACCAUGCUGGGGGCUGCACUACUCCUCUUGGCACUGCAGUGCCAGGUGCUAGAAAUACAUGGACUCCCAAGAGGGCAGAAGUAUGAAGUUGUCUUUCCAGAGAAAAUCCAUUCUUGGCACAAGAGGGACACAGAUAGCACGUAUCCAGAUCGGACCCAGUACAAGUUUUACAUGGAGGGGAAUCAUGUACAUUUACACCUCGAGAAGACAGAAGGAUUGUUAGCAAAAAAUUACACAGAGACCACAUAUCUGGAUAAUGGGACUCGAGUGACAACCAGCCCAGAGAAUCAGGAUCACUGCUGCUACCAGGGAUUUAUAAAGCAGGAUGUUGAUUCUCGAGCCAUUAUCUGUACAUGUGAUGGACUUCGUGGUGCCAUUCAUACUCGUAAUCGCCGAUUUUUAAUUGAACCUCUCAAUCAGACAGACGAUGGAGGACAUGUUAUAUAUGAAGAAAAAGAGACCCCCAAAACCUGUGGUGUAACCAAUACAACUUGGACAGAGGGACGGGUUUUUAAAUCUUCCCGAUCGGGUAACAAUGCUGAGAAGCAAAAAUUCAUGAAUUCUCAAAAGUAUGUCAAGCUAUACCUUGUGGCAGAUAAAGCAAUGUGUGAGAAAUAUAACAAAAGCAGUGAAGUCAUCAAACAAAGAUUUUUUCAGAUGAUGAAUUAUGUCAAUGAGGUGUAUAAGCCAAUGGGAACAUUUGUGGCGCUCGUUGGGAUAGAAUUCUGGAAUAAAGCGGAUUUGUUUGAAGUCGCAACCUCAGCCUCCAUCGAUCUUGACCGGUUCUGUACAUGGAGAAAGCAAGUUUUGCUCCCAAGACAGUAUCAUGACAAUGCCCAGUUUGUGACGAGCACAGAUUUUGAUGGCGCCACAGUUGGUUUGGCUUUUGUGGGUACUAUAUGUUCUGAAUCCCAUUCUUGUGGUGUCAUUCAGGAUCACAGCAACGCCGCCAUAUCUGUCGGUGCCACAAUUGCCCAUGAAAUGGGACACAACCUGGGGAUGAAUCAUGACACCCGCACCUGUGAUUGUUCUGCUGAUUCCUGUAUCAUGUCGCCCGUUCUGAGCUAUAACACCCCCUAUCUCUUCAGUUCCUGCAGUCUUACAAACUUCCGGGAGUUCAUUUAUGACCAGAUGCCUGCGUGUAUGCAAACUGAGCCAUUAAAAGAGUUUAUUAAGUCCCCUUCUUUUUGUGGCAACAAAUUCACAGAGCUGGGCGAGGACUGCGACUGCGGCAAUGAAAAGGAAUGUACCAAUCCUUGCUGUGAUGCUGCUACCUGCAAAUUCAAAAAUAAAGCCAAAUGUGCAGAUGGAGAAUGUUGUGAGAAUUGCAAGAUCAAGAAAGCAGGCACUGUGUGCCGACCUGUAAAGGAUGAGUGUGACCUUGCAGAUAUGUGUGAUGGGAAGACUCCAGAUUGUCCAUCUGAUCGUUUCAUCUUUAAUGGACAUCCCUGCAAUGAUGGCCAGGGCUUCUGUUACAAUGGGACGUGUCCAAGUUUGGUAGGCCAGUGCGUGGGCCUAUGGGGAGCAGGUGCUUCAAUAGGACAGGACUUUUGUUUUAAAUACAAUCAGAGAGGCACCAACUAUGGAUACUGCCAGAACAUUGACAAUAAAUAUGUGCCAUGUGGGGAAAAAGAUGUAAAGUGUGGAGUGCUGUACUGCUCCGGAGGAAGCAAAGAUCCCAAAAUAAAUGCGGCUGUUGCUACAAUUUCCACCUGUAAGGGGGUUUUACAUUCGGAGGGAAUGGUGAAGAAUGGAGUAAUGUGUGGAGAAGGAAUGGUUUGUUACAAUGGGAAAUGUGCCAGUGUAAACGGUGCCUUCCGCUCAACAAACUGUUCUGCCAGCUGCCCAGGACAUGGGGUUUGUGACCAUGAGCUGCAGUGUCGGUGCCAGGAAGGUUGGGCACCCCCUUUCUGUGACUCCACCUCUGAUACCAAUAUUGUACUCAUCGUUGUUGUGGUCUUGAUCGCCGCGGCUCUGAUAGUUGGACUGGUGUUAUUGUUGGUGUUCCGCAAGAAAUUUAAGCAGUGUGGACAAAAAUCUACAUCCGGAAUAUCAGGUGCUACAAAUCCAGCAUACAUCGACCAAAAGGCACAGAAAAAGGCUCGCUCUAAUCAAUCCCCACCACAGCCACAGAGCAAAGAUGGAUAUUGGGCCCCACAGUAUGCUGUGACUACAUCAGUAGAAAUAGGUAAAAAUUCCCCGGCACUACAGAGGCCAACCACAGCUCCACCACCUGUACCAGCCAUGGCACCACCACCUGUCGCCAAACCAGCUACAGCUCCACCACCAGUACCUGCUGCCAAACCAGUACCAGCUACAGCUCCACCACCAGUACCUGCUGCCAAACCAGUACCAGCUACAGCUCCACCACCCGCACCUGCUGCCAAACCAGUACCAGCCCUGGUUCUACCACCUGUACCUGCCACCAAACCGGUACCAGCCACAGCUCCACCACCGGUACCUGCUGCCAAACCAGUUCUUCCCACUCCCCCAACAAAGGCACUGAAGCCCCCGGUAAAAAAAUAACAAGGACAAUAAAGGAGCUUAUUUGAAAUGCUCUUUAAUGUUUAUGACUUGAAUAGCCCUGUGUGGACGGACAGCCAAACUACAAGUCAAGGAAAAGCUCAAGUGCAGUACACAUUUCUGAGGGUUGCAUUAAUGGACUCUGUAAAAACGUUUUUUUUUUCCCUGGCAAUUUUUUUUUCAUAUAUCGAAGCAUAUUUUUUUACUGUUUUUAAAAACAAACAAAAAAGCUUUUUAAUAUAGGAUCAAACAUGUUUAUUUACACUGUGCAAAAAAAAAAUCUAUGUUUAUGAGUCAUGUGAUUGAGGUUAAAUACAAAAAGUGUACAUACUGCUUUUAACGAAUGUAUGAAAGGUUAUAUAUAUAUUUUUUUUUUACAGGGAUAGGCUCUUUAAAUUGACCCUGCCGCCAGACCAUUCAUUUCAAAAACAAUUAUCCUGUAAAGAUUAUCCUAUGCAUUUAAUGUAUUUUAUGCAUGUUAUGUACCUGUAAAAGCCUCCCUUGGAUAGACAUCCAAAAGCCUGUAGACUACAGCUUGAUGCCACCAUCUUGGAUGUGAUGUCAGCAGCCCUAGCAGACUCAGAACGGUCUUGGGAGUCUCCUUAAAGUGGCAAUAAAUACUCUCCUGCUGCUUACACCACUCCAUUGAAGAGAAAUCCCUGGCUGAAGUUUAUUUGAAAAAUAAAACUUCCAGCAUUGUUGGUCUUCUGCCCCCCUUCCAUGUUCAGUGGAUCUUCCUGCUGACCCCAAUGUCCUACAGGACACAGCACUGACUUUGGGUAGGCAGGAGAAAUUACCAAGUGCUAAGUUUUCUUUUCAAUGGGGCAAAAUUGAGUUACUAGGACAGCAGGAGAGGCAAGUAUUUGCUUUUCCUUUCUGGGACAGUAUUUGUUGUCAUGUUAAAUUAGACAACAUGCUCUACUUAAACGGUCUAUGGAAAAGGGGACUAUGUCCCACAACUGAAAAUGUAAUUUUAUAUAAGAGAGCUAGCUGCUCAUAAGCAAUCACAGGUGUGCGUAUAAAGAUGUAGCCACCUCUAUUAUGUCUUUUACCCAAAACCAAUUCAUAAAAACAAUGCUUUUUAUUUGAAGGGCCCUUUACAUUAAAAAUAAGCCCCUACGUCUUCUUUUACAGACUGUUUAACAUGAGUUGCUUUUUUAUUUCAUUUGUAAAUACUGUCAGUAGCUGGCUUCACGGAGGACAAAUAUGUCUUGCGAUGAAUUAUGUUAUUCCAGGGUUUAUGUUCUACAGCCUGUUACAUUCCUUCAAAUUGUGGUGCAAUAGGCACUACUGUCUUCAGAACUUUUUGAUAAGAAUUUAUUGUUACGGGAUCCUAGGUCUCUGUAGUAAGAGGCCACAAUUUUUACUUUGUUUAUUGAAAUGUUUAUAUUUAUGCGUCACUUGUAAAUAAUAAAACUAUAUUUAAAUAUC